UUAGAAUUACAAAUUCGAAGGAAAAGAAACUUUAGGUGUAGAAGUCUUAAGUCUAUUGAUAACUCCAGAUCGAUGCAACGCAGAGACUAAAGCCCUAUUAUCAUAUCAUAAUUAAUAAGUGUCGGUGUUACUGUCAUAUAAAUAAAAAAAAUCGAUUUCUCUGAUUAUCGAUUGAUAAGUUUCUGCCAUUGUCUUCUUCGCAAGGAUUUGGGGAUUCGCAAUUGUAGGUAGCAUAAAAGCUCUAGAUUUUUGACAAUGGCGACUACGGCUUGUUUUAUCAUCGUUAGCAGGAAUGAUAUUCCUAUUUACGAAGCUGAAGUUGGAUCUGCUGCUAAAAAAGAGGAUGCUGCUCAGUUGCAUCAGUUUGUAUUACAUGCUGCUUUGGAUAUUGUUCAGGACCUUGCAUGGACAACUAGUGCCAUGUUUAUGAAGGCAAUAGACCGGUUUAAUGAUCUUGUUGUUUCAGUAUAUGUUACUGCUGGUCAUACACGACUGAUGCUACUUCAUGAUUCCCGGAAUGAUGAUGGCAUAAAGAGCUUUUUCCAAGAGGUUCAUGAACUAUAUAUAAGGAUUCUUCUUAAUCCUCUCUACUUGCCUGGCUCUCGCAUUACAUCAGCUCAUUUUGAUACCAAAGUUCGUGCUCUUGCAAGAAAAUAUCUUUAAAGCCCAUUUGCUCGCCUCUUCUAUGAAAUCAGUUCUUCAGUCUUUGGUUUUUGAUCACAUAAUGCACAUUUUUCUGAUCCCUUUGACAGUUUGAGGAAGCAUUUUCCUUGUAGUCUACAAUAUCAAAGCUACAUUUUCAUAUCGAGUGCUCUCUUUUCCUUUACCCUGACAGGAAACAUGUAGAAAUUUCAUCUUUAAGGUUCAUACUUUUGUACUUCCUAUAGGAAGAAGAUUAUGUUGUACUUGUAUUUAACGAUUAAUCUUUGCCGAUCAAAUUUCAUUUAAUUGAGUGGAAA
Humulus lupulus (European hop) is the source of this 959-nucleotide messenger RNA. RefSeq lists its product as uncharacterized. The coding region runs from base 256 to 663 and encodes 135 amino acids. Gene Ontology annotation, biological process: endoplasmic reticulum to Golgi vesicle-mediated transport. Gene Ontology annotation, cellular component: TRAPP complex; cytoplasm; nucleus. Lineage: Eukaryota; Viridiplantae; Streptophyta; Magnoliopsida; Rosales; Cannabaceae. The transcript is spliced from 6 exons. The record is from RefSeq and is a predicted model, not a curated record.